This is a messenger RNA of Octopus sinensis (East Asian common octopus), 1354 nucleotides long. Its product is annotated as ankyrin-1-like. Bases 59 to 1339 code for a protein of 426 amino acids. Gene Ontology annotation, molecular function: protein binding. NCBI's taxonomy places the organism in Eukaryota, Metazoa, Mollusca, Cephalopoda, Octopoda, Octopodidae. The transcript has 2 exons. The record is from RefSeq and is a predicted model, not a curated record.
UCGAGGACACACAGACACGGUGAAGCAGCUACUGUUAUCUAAACCCAAUAUAAACCUAAUGAAUAAUGAAAGUAAUACAGCUCUACAUUUGGCCUGUGUUCGGGGACACACAGACAUGGUGAAGCAGUUACUGUUAUCUAAACCUAAUAUAAAUUUAGGGAAUAGUGAUGGUAACACGCCUCUACAUCUGGCCUGUGUUCGUGGACACACAGACAUGGUGAAGCAGCUCCUACUGCUUGAGCCUGAUGUAAAUGUACUGAAUAAUGAUGAUAACACACCGCUACACCUGGCUUGUCCUGAUGGACACACAGACAUACUGAAACAGCUAUUACUGUUUGAACUUGAUGUAAAUGUGGUGAAUAAAGAUGGUAACACACCGCUGCAUCUGGCCUGUGGUCAUGGACACACAAACAUGGCUAAGCUCCUACUGUUCUCUAAGUCUGAUGUUAAUGUGGAAGAUAAAGACGGCAACACGCCUCUACAUCUGGCUUGUCGUGGUGGACACACAGACAUGCUGAAACACCUACUACUGUUUGAUCCUGAUAUGAAUGUAGUGAAUAAAGAUGGUGACACGCCCCUACUUCUGCUCUGUGUUCACGGACAAAUAGACAUGGUAAAACAGUUUCUGCUGUUUAAACCAGAUGUAAAUGUAGCGAAUAAAAAUGGCAACACAACUCUACAUCUGGCUUGUGGUCAUGGACACACAGAUAUCAUGAAGCAGCUCCUACAAUCCAAAGCUACUGUCAAUGUGAAGAAUAACGAUGGUAACACACCACUUCUUCUAGCGUGCCGUGGGGGACAUAUAGACAUGGUGAAACAGCUAUUCUUGUUUGAAUCUGAUGUAAAUAUCGCGAAUAAAGAUGGUAACACACCGCCACAUCUUGCAUGUGAUCGUGGACACACGGAUAUCUUGAAGGAGCUCCUACUAAAUAAAGCUGCUGUCAAUAUGGCGAAUAAAGAUGGUAACACACCACUUCAUUUGGCCUGUGUUCAUGGACUUACAGACAUGGUGAAGCAACUACUAACCUCUAAAGCUGAUGUAAGUGUUGUGGAUAAAGAAGGUAACACACCUUUACAUCUGGCCUGUCUUGGUGGACACACAGACAUGGUGAAGCAGUUAAUGCUCUCUGAAUCUGAUGUAAGUGCAAGGGAUAAAGAUGGUAACACGCCCUUACAUCUAGCCUGUGCUCAGGGACACACGGACAUGGUGAAGCAGCUACUGCACUCUAACGCUGAUACAGAUGCGGUGAAUAAAGAUGGUAAGACACCGCUAUAUCUGGCUAAUAGUAACGGAGACAUAGAUGUGGUGAAGCAGCUCCUGCUAUACAAACGGAAGUAAACGUGGCGAAUAAAG